This is a messenger RNA of Branchiostoma belcheri (Belcher's lancelet), 877 nucleotides long. Its product is annotated as ventral anterior homeobox 2b-like. The coding region runs from base 1 to 870 and encodes 289 amino acids. Gene Ontology annotation, biological process: neuron differentiation; central nervous system development; brain development. Gene Ontology annotation, molecular function: DNA-binding transcription factor activity, RNA polymerase II-specific; DNA binding. The transcript has 3 exons. NCBI's taxonomy places the organism in Eukaryota, Metazoa, Chordata, Leptocardii, Amphioxiformes, Branchiostomatidae. The record is from RefSeq and is a predicted model, not a curated record.
AUGCUGGCUACGCCAUGUUUCUCCAACACGCUGUCUGGAUCCUGGGGUGCACAGACACAGAUAGCUAGAAGUCCGUCUGCGCUGGACAGAACAGAUGGGACACUUAGGGACGCGGUGACAGGAGUACAGGGGACAUCUGUCACCGAGGUAACUUUAGAAACACGACCGUUUUGUUCUUCACAUCGUGACAGAGACGGACUAGACGCUGCCGGAGAUACUUCGAAGAACAAGAAAGUGGAAAUGUCUUCAGAACAAGAAGGAACCACUCAGAACUACAGGAGAAUACUUGUAAAAGCUCCUAAGGGUGUGGUAAAGGAGAUGGUCUUACCCCGGGCACUUGACAUCGACCGGCCGAAGAGAGCCCGGACGGCGUUCACCGCUGACCAGCUGAAGGACCUGGAGAGAGCCUUCCGGGAUAGCCAGUACGUGGUGGGACAGGACAGGACGGAGCUGGCCAGGCAACUGGGACUCACGGAAACACAGGUCAAAGUGUGGUUCCAGAAUCGGAGGACAAAAUACAAGCGUGAGAAGGCACGGGAAGCCGAGAAGACGCAGGCCAACUCCGAGACCCUCGCCGCACUGAACAUUUGGAAACUCCUGCAAACUGCGCCGCCUAGCGACGUUCUGCCGCCAGUGCCCACUCUCGCGAGAUCUCCGUCCGAGGCGCGAGAUCUGGGAAGAAGGGAACAACCUGUCGGUGGCUCGCCGUGUGCCACACGGCUCGAGGGGAAUUGUGUUCCUGUGUGUACCGUUACAGAGGGGGGUUGGCAGCCUUUAGUACACCGAGAUAUCCGUCCACAAGCAGCUAUUCCCCCGACGUGGCCAAAUCUCUCACUGUUCUCGAGACAAAACUACGACAAUGUUCAUUAAAGAUCAU